This is a messenger RNA of Choloepus didactylus (southern two-toed sloth), 5575 nucleotides long. It is a transcript of the gene NFKBIZ, whose product is annotated as NFKB inhibitor zeta. The record is from RefSeq and is a predicted model, not a curated record. NCBI's taxonomy places the organism in Eukaryota, Metazoa, Chordata, Mammalia, Pilosa, Megalonychidae. Gene Ontology annotation, cellular component: nucleus. Bases 147 to 2321 code for a protein of 724 amino acids. The transcript is spliced from 11 exons. Gene Ontology annotation, molecular function: DNA binding; POU domain binding. Gene Ontology annotation, biological process: regulation of gene expression.
UAAAUGCCCCGGCGCCCGGGCCGCGCCCGUGCCGUCCGCCCCGCGAUAAGUCUCCUCGCUAGACACAGCCACAGCCAGGAGGCAGCAGCGCGCAGCGAGCCGGCAGCGCAGGCGGCUGGAGGUCCCCGAGCGUCAAGCCCGGGAGCAUGAUCGUGGACAAGUUGCUGGACGACAGCCGCGGCGGAGAGGGGCCGCUGGACGCGGUCGGCGACUGCGGUCUCAUGACCAGCCCGCUCAACCUGGCUUACUUCUACGGCGCGUCGCCGCCCGCUGCGGCCCCGGGGGCCUGCGACGCCAGCUGCUCGUCGUCGGGGCCCUCGGCGCCUGGCUCGCCUGGCUCGGACUCCUCGGACUUCUCCUCUGCCUCGUCCGUGUCCUCCUGCGGGGCCGUCGAAUCCCGGUCGAGAGGCGGCCCCCGCGCCGAGCGGCUGCAAGUUGAGCCCCAUAUGGGAGCUGGAAGGCAACCAAGAGGACCCUUUCAAGGUGUUCGUGUGAAAAACUCGGUGAAGGAACUCCUGUUGCACAUCCGAAGUCAUAAACAGAAGGCUUCUGGCCAAGUUGUGGAUGAUUUUAAGGUACAAGGUGUGAACAUAGAGCAAUUCACAGAAUUGAAGAACACAGUAUCAUACAGUGGGAAAAGAAAAGGGUCUGAUUCUUUGUCUGAUGGACCAGCUUGCAAAAGACCAGCUUUGUUGCAUACCCAAUUUUUGACACCACCCCAAACACCAACACCGGGGGAGAGCAUGGAAGAUGUUCAUCACAAUGAAUCCAAACGUGAUAGCAGUGCCAAUCUGCUUCAGAACAUCAUGAACAUUAAAAAUGAAUGCAGCCCCGUUUCUCUGAACACAGUCCAAGUUAGCUGGAUGAACUCUGUGGUGGUCCCUCAGAGUUCCCCCAGAGAGCAGUGUCAGGACUUCCAAGGAGGACGGGUCUUCUCUCCACCUCAGAAAUACCAACCAUUCCAAGUUGGUGGCUCUCCACAAAUGAUGGAUCAGGCUUCCAUGUACCCGUACUCUCCGCAGAACCAGAACAUGCAGCAGCAGCAGCAGCACUAUACCCACAACCCAACUCUGGAAUACAGCCCUUAUUCCAGAACUUCCCAGUCCCCCAACUAUGAACCAAAUCUUUUUGAUGGUCAGGAACCACAGUUUUGCCCAAACCAAAGUUUUGCAUCCCUUCUAAGUAGUCAUGGGGAAUCUGAGAAUAUUGCUGUUCCCAUUCAUACUCCUCCCAGUGCCCAGCAACAAAAUGAUGCUUGCCUGCAGAACUUCAGCGUGAUGCCGGGCAGUGCCUGUGAGCCCAUGGGAGGGCAUGAUGCAGGCUCCCCUCCUUUGAACAUUUCACUGCCAUUCCAAAACAUCACCGGAAAUCCAAUGAACACCACACAGUUAGGAAAGUCAUUUUUUCAGUGGCAAGUAGAACAGGAAGAAAGCAAAUUGGCAAAUAUUUCCCAAGACCAGUUUCUUUCAAAGGACGCAGAUGGUGACACGUUCCUCCAUAUUGCUGUUGCCCAAGGGCGAAGGGCACUUUCCUAUGUCCUUGCAAGAAAGAUGAAUGCACUUCACAUGCUAGAUAUUAAAGAGCACAAUGGACAGAGUGCCUUUCAGGUGGCAGUGGCUGCCAAUCAGCAUCUCAUUGUGCAGGAUCUGGUGAAUCUUGGGGCCCAGGUGAACACCACAGAUUGCUGGGGAAGAACACCUCUGCACGUCUGUGCUGAGAAGGGCCACUCCCAGGUGCUUCAGGCAAUUCAGAAGGGAGCUGUGAGGAGCAAUCAGUUUGUGGAUCUUGAGGCAACCAAUUAUGAUGGGCUGACGCCUCUCCACUGUGCGGUUGUGGCCCACAAUGCUGUGGUGCACGAACUCCAGAGAAAUCAACAGCCCCAUUCACCUGAAGUUCAGGAGCUUUUACUGAAGAAUAAGAGUCUGGUGGACACCAUUAAGUGUCUGAUUCAAAUGGGAGCAGCAGUGGAAGCUAAGGAUCGUAAAAGUGGCCGCACAGCCCUGCAUUUGGCCGCCGAAGAAGCAAAUCUAGAACUCAUUCGCCUCUUUUUGGAGCUGCCCAAUUGCCUGUCUUUUGUGAAUGCAAAGGCUUACAAUGGAAACACUGCCCUCCACGUUGCUGCCAGCCUGCAGUAUCGGGUGACACAGUUGGAUGCAGUCCGCCUACUGAUGAGAAAGGGAGCAGACCCAAGUACUCGGAACUUGGAGAAUGAACAGCCAGUGCAUUUGGUUCCUGAUGGCCCUGUGGGAGAACAGGUAAGGACUACAGAAGGAGGAGGAAAUACCUUUAGGCACUCCCAUCUGAAACAUAAACAGAGGUGAGAUUGACCAGGGUGAAUGCCAGCUGGUGCUCUAAGUUGGGCUCAGUCAGUGUCCAGAUUUCACAGUGGUCAUUGUGGCACUUGGGAGUUAUUGCUCUCUUUCCAAACGAAGAGUAAGAAAUUUGAGAUUUCAUCCAUAGACCCAAAAUUGUCAGAGGUCACCUAAUCCUUUCUCCUCUUCCUUGACCCAAACUCAAUUUUAGAGUAAGUCAGAAUGGUUUGGGGUUAGGAAGCUGAUGAAAAAGCUACAUCUGCAGGUACUGAGAGAAGAGAAUCUUAAUUUUGUGAGUAAGCUAUGAGCCUUCCAAAAGGCUUAUGUGGGAAUUAAAUGAAUUAAUACCUAUGGCAUAUUUAGAAUAGUCCCAGGCACAUUAAUAAGUAAGUACUCAGUAAACACUGGCUGUUACAGUUAUUUCUAUCUAUUAACUGAUACUAAACAAGAAAAAGAAAGGUUAUUAAUGUAAUUGGAAUUUAGAAGUAUUUUGUACUUUCAACAGAAUUAUGCUUCACUUAUCAAAGAUAGUUAUAUAUUGUUGUUGGGGAUUGAGUAGUUUAUAUGAUUGAACUUUCUAGAUAACAAUAAUGUAAUCUUUGAAGAACUUAAAUAGAAUAUAUUUGAUGGAAAUCUUUCCCUGAGAGUAGAUCAUUGCAUAUACUUAUAACCACAAAAUAAAAUAUAUGGAAUACAAUUGAGCCUUUUCUUUGGUUCAUAGUCUCCCUUAUGACCAGAGUAUUAUAAUACCCAUAUUUGUCUAGCUCUUUAUAACUUAAAAAGAAUUUCUUCAUAGUUCAUAAAGUUUUCAUAUACAUUAUACUACUUAACAGAAAAAUUUGCAGUAUAAAGGUUCAGUUGAGAAAAUUGGGAUUCAGAGAGGUUGCAAGAACAGAGACCAAAAUCUCUAAAUAGUCAAUGGCAGAGUCCUAAGCCCAGUAUUUGCUUCUACUUCUUGCUUGUUUUAUGCAGCCAUAUAGCAGUGUUCUCGGGGGCUGUUGUGGUAUGGAGGGCUGUUUAACACCUCACUAAAUGUUCUCAGAUUAUUUUCCUUUCUGCUUCUGGAUAUUUUUGGAGUGGGUCUUGUGCCUUGCUUCUGUUGCCAUGCACUGGUCAUUGUGUCUUCUUCUAGCAGCUGUCAAUUGCAUCCCCUCCCUCAGUCUUUUUUCUUCUAAUUUGCUGCUUCUAAUCUGCUGUGGGUCAAGAGACAGAUAAUAAAAUUUGUCAGGCUGUGGUAUAAAAUAAAUCACUAGACUCAGAAUGAGCGUAGGGGGGCUUUCCUGUGAUCCAUAAAGUUAUGUGCAGGUACUUGCAUAUCAUGACAGCUAUCUUGACUUGAAGGGUAUCAAGGAUUUAGUUGUGUGUGUGUAUAAAUUGGGUUUUGGGUUCUUUUUAGGUGAGGCUGAUUUCAAGAUAAGUGAAUUGUCUUAUGUUGUUUUGUGUUGCAUUAAAUAUUGUGUUGAAUGUUCUCAAAAACAGCAGAAGUCAAGAUUAGGAAAGGAAUAUUGGUCUUACUUAAAUUGUUGGAGAUUUUCAACUUCAGAUAAUUUUUAAUGGCAUUGUUUUACUUUCUGGUACUCAUAAAGAUUAUUAUGGGAGAUCUGUAAUAAGCUUUAAAAAGAGCUACACUAUAUUUUUAUAAGUCUUCUUAAUAUCUUGAUAAAUAUUGUUGCGUAUUUGUUAAUACAGUAACAAAUAUGGGAAUGAUGCAGAGUAUAUAAGAAAGAAAUGAAACUCUCAGGGAUAUAUGGCACUUUGGCCACAAAAAUUAAAUCUCAUAUAUCCUAAUUUAUUUUAUUCCAGAUCCGGCGUAUCCUGAAGGGAAAGUCCAUUCAGCAGAGAGCUCCACCAUAUUAGCUCCACUGACUCGGAGCCUGGUCAGCAACACUCACUGUCAGUUAGGCAGUCCUAAUGUAUCUGUACAUAGACCAUUUGCCCUGUAUUGGCAAAUGUAAGUUGUUUCUAUGAAACAAACAUAUUUAGUUCACUAUCAUAUAGUGGGUUAUAUUAAAAGAAAAGAAGAAAAAAUAUCUAAUUCCUUCUGGCAGAUUUGAAUAUUUCUUACCCAGGUAUCUAGGAUCUAGACAUCUGAAUUUAAUUUGGAUGAUAAAAUUGACUUGAUUAAUAGUAGUUUUGGGGUAGGAAAACUUUGAUUUGUGGUAUAAGGCAUUAUUCAUGUAGGUGUUGCCAGUUUAAAAGCAGGUACACUGUAAGCAUGUCUUUAAGAAAAAUAAAAGCAUUUGAAAGGAAAAAAAUAAAUCUGGAUGUAGCGGGGAGACUUCUUUGGGUCUGAUGCAGUACCUGGCAGUUAGCAUUGGUUUUAGAAAGUCUCUAGUCAUUGGACUGGAUGAAAGGUGUCCAUGGAUAAAAUUUGAUAUUUGCUGUAUAUAAUUGUUAUUUUUGUCUUUAGAAAUAGAGAAUUUGUACAUAUUUGGUCAAUGGCCAUAUUUGAAAUGUAAAUUAAUAAAAAAGAAAAGAACCAGUGAACUUUCACUAUUUUAAAAAGUUAUACACAUUGAAAGGAGCCAUUAUUAUGUGAUCACUUAACUAAAGUCUCUGGAAGAAGCAGAUGGAGAGCUGGUCCCUUAGUGGCCAGCGGAGCUCUGUUUGAAUUGUUAACACCCUGUUUCUCAUGCAUUGAGAUGAGACAUGAUAUUUGUAUGGAAUUGCAUGCUCUUGAGGAGAGCAUCUCUUGGUUCCUCACUUUCUAGAAAUUAUAAUUUACAUGUUCUGUUGGAAUUUUUGUUUGACCUUUAUAGGAGUAACAAAACAUCGAUAUUGCAACAUGUGUUACUGGUUUUCUAAUGUAAAGUAAUGAUAAUGUGUCAUGAUGUUUUAUAUUACUGUUCACAAAAUAUGCUUUAUUUUUUAGUAACUUUCAUCUGUUAAUAUAAAUAGAUAUUAAUAUGUUGCUUACCUCUGACAUACUGUGAGGAUUUUAUUUGGCUUUGAUUACACACUAAUUCUUUGUAAUAAAUUCAAUUCAUUAAAAAUCUUUCCUUUUUUUUUUUUUUAAAUGAUAAGUCUCACAAAUGACUGACUGAUUGAUCAUCUUUGUAGCUAAGUACUUAAAUCCUUUUUAAAAAGAUACCCUUGGACCAAUCAUGUUGUUUGACCCAGUAUGUCUUGUGGACAAAAGGUAAUUUCAGUCACUUGGUAUCUGAAUAUGGUUGUGAUGUUAAAGAGUCCAUUCACAUUGGAAAAACUCAUGCAUGGUUUUAAAUAAACAUUAAUUCAAUAAUAUUACUCAUUGAAAGGAUGUG